Colletotrichum fioriniae is the source of this 2457-nucleotide messenger RNA. Lineage: Eukaryota; Fungi; Ascomycota; Sordariomycetes; Glomerellales; Glomerellaceae. The record is from RefSeq and is a predicted model, not a curated record.
AUGGCCGAUUCCCCAAGCCGCUCCGGCAGCCUCCGAGUCCGCCGAACCCGCGGCGGGCCCUCGCGAAACUCCUCCGCACGCUCCUCGGCUGCAUGGGAGGACUACUCCUACCUCCAUCCCUCGGGCAGCUACCAACAGCAGCAGCUACCGCAGCAUGCGCAACAACAACUCCCCCACGCCCUGCGAUCGGCGUCGUCGCGAUUCUCCCUCAACGAGCAGUUCGCCGCCACGCGACAAGAGUACGAGUUUGGCGACGACGACGCCUCCUCCAUCCUUGAGCGCAUGACGCUCGCCUCCGACGUCGGCGACGAGAGCACAAUUGCCGUGAGCACGGGCGGCAGCGGCGGCGAUGCGACACAAGACAUUGACGGCGCCGAGGCCGGCGACUACUACGACCUGCUGUGCCUGGUCAAAGACCCGACGCUGACGCCGGACCAGAUCCGGAGGGCGUACCACCGGCUGUUGCUGUAUCUGCACAGGGACGGCCUGCCCGAGAACCUGCACGGCGUCGCGCAGCCAUACUUCAAUCAGGUGCAGAGGGGGUUCGAGACCCUGAUUGACCCGUACCGACGGGCGCUGUACGACGCGAGUCGGUUGCGAGACGUGACGAAUUCGCCCGACUUGCCUCUCGACGAGGACUACCGAUAUGCCUAUGAUAUGUCGCUCAAAGAGCAGCUGCGGCAGCGGGCGGCUGAGGUGGUGCAGACGUCGUCGGAUCUGGGCAUCCGGUUCGACGCGUCCCAGGCGCUGCGGCGGGGGUCUGCUGUCACGCCCCUCGACUUUACUCUGAGUCUGCCGAUGCUGGGGCGAUGGAUUGAGAGGACGGCGGCACCGAAGGCGCAGCGCGUCUCGUCGGUGUCGAAACGAGUGCCUUCGAUUGCGCUCAAUGAGAGCGACGAAGCUGGUGUUGACCAGCCCCGGGAAUCCAUGAUUUACCUACCGCCCCCACAAGUGACGUUGACCGGAUCUGUUUAUGGCAUCGUGGAGGAGAUAUACCGGGUCCCGUUGCCAAUUUUGGCGGAUCGAUACCAACCGUUACUACCUCUGACUAUACCCCGGAAACGCAUCAUCCAGCUGGCAGAGCAGCGCCCGUGUCCCCUCGUCAGCCUCAAAUUCCAACAGGACAUCAUCCACCGGACGGCCGAAGACCGCAUCGCAAAGACAUCGAUUGAAGUAGAAACCGAAGCACUCCCAGAGGCAUCGCUAACAGCCAAAAUCUCACACCCAAUCCACCUACCAAACGCCCCUGAUCCGAUCCUCCUCGAGGGAAGCAUAAAGUCAGGGCGACCAUGGACGCAAUCCGCCCCGCGCGUUGGCCUAGGGAUCCACCGCUGGAUGGGCGCCGGCACCGCGUACGCAAUCGCAGACAGCGGCGACUGGAGCGUCUGGCCCGGCGAGACCAUCAAGCUCUUCACAGAUUUCUCGCAAGUGAGCAAGAACCAGCUCCUCGCCGAGUUCCCAAUGAAAACGUCCGCGAGCUUCGAAGUGGGCUACACCACGUCGCCCGAGCGCGUCCCGUCCACGGCCCACGAGGAUUCCCCGCGCGGGGAGUGCGGCAUCCGGGGGCUAGACCACGAAGCGACGAUCACUAACGACGGCUCGUGGACCGUCUCCACCUCUUUGACGGCAGACGCUAUCGGCGGCUACCUCCGCUACGGCAAAGACAUGCCAGCGCUCUCGGCAUCUAGCUCCACCGUCCCGACCAGACUCGAACUCGAACUCUGCACAAACACCCUCCUCGACCGCCACCUUGCCGUCCGCAACCUCUGGCCCGUAGGCCGCUUCUCCAAACUCGGGCUCGAGCUCGGCGUCAGCCUGCACAGCCUCCACCUCUCCCUCUACUGGUCCCGCCUCAGCCAGCGUCUCAGCAUCCCGCUCCUCCUUUCCCCGCGCGCCGACUACACCCCGUCCGUCUUCUUCUACGCGGCCGCCGUGCCUUUACUGGCGUUCGCCGCGCGUCACUUUUUGUCUUUUUCCUCGAAACCAAAACGCGCUCGCGGGGCCCACUUUGGUGAGGUGGAUUUACAGGCCUAUGUCGCGCGUAAACGGGCCGCGGCGGAUGAUAUCGCCGUCGUGCUCUCCGGAGCCGUGGAGGCGCGGCAGCGCGUGGAGCGGCAGCGGGGCGGGCUUGUCAUUCUCAGCGCGAAAUUUGGCGUCAGGGGUGAAGGUCAGGCCGGCGACGGGGAGGACGAGGGCGAUGGCGAUGGCGACCCAGACUGCUGGGCCGCGGAAGAAGUCGCAGACGUCACCGUCGCAGUAGCAGCGCUGGUGGAGGACGGGAGGCUGCGGAUCCCGGCCGGGGUGAGAAAGGCCUCGCUGUUGGGGUUCUGGGAUCCGGCUCCCUUGCGGCGGAAAGCGCUCCACGUGAGGUAUCUGUGGCGCGGGAGGGAGAGCACGGUCGAGGUCGCGGGGCGGGAUGAGCUGGUUCUCCCACCCGCAAAGAGGGAUUUGUCGUGA